UGAGCCAGAGCCAGCCGGAAGACAUGAAGAGCCUCUUGCUGCUGACCACACUCCUGGUACCUGUGCACCUGGCUAUGGCCUGGAGCGCCAAGUAUGCGGUGGAUUGCCCGGAACAGUGCGACAAUACUGAGUGCAGAAGCAGCCUGCGUUGCAAGAGGACGGUGCUGGAUGACUGUGGCUGCUGUCAGGUGUGCGCUGCGGGGCCCGGAGAAACCUGCUACCGUACAGUCUCAGGCAUGGAUGGCGUCAAGUGCGGUCCGGGGCUGAAGUGUCACUUUUACAGUGAAGAGGAUGAUUUUGGUGACGAGUUUGGUAUCUGCAAAGACUGUCCCUAUGGCACUUUCGGGAUGGAAUGCAAAGAGAUUUGCAAUUGCCAGUCGGGCAUCUGUGACAGGGUGACCGGGAGGUGUCUGGAAUUUCCCUUCUUCCAGUACGCAGCAGCCAAGUCGCCCAGCAGGACCGCUUCCUCUCACACAGAUCGUGAAGCAGCGUCUGGAGACGGCAAUGCUGGGAGGGAAGAGCUCGUUGAAGGGAAUGCUGCUCGGCCCUCUGUAAUGAAAUGGUUAAAUCCACGCUGA
Peromyscus eremicus (cactus mouse) is the source of this 578-nucleotide messenger RNA. RefSeq names its product endothelial cell specific molecule 1 (gene Esm1). The record is from RefSeq and is a predicted model, not a curated record. The transcript has 3 exons. Bases 24 to 578 code for a protein of 184 amino acids. NCBI's taxonomy places the organism in Eukaryota, Metazoa, Chordata, Mammalia, Rodentia, Cricetidae. Gene Ontology annotation, cellular component: extracellular region.